Molecule: messenger RNA, 3206 nt
Organism: Cornus florida
Lineage: Eukaryota; Viridiplantae; Streptophyta; Magnoliopsida; Cornales; Cornaceae
Exons: 4
Coding region: 211-2889 (892 amino acids)
Molecular function (GO): protein binding; zinc ion binding
Source: RefSeq, a predicted model, not a curated record
CUUAUACUACUUUUCCAGGCACGCCCUUGCCUCUCAUUUAGCCGAUUACUCUCUUCUUUCCCCUAAUUUCAGAAAGCCCCCAAUUCUAGGGUUCUAGUCCACCGGAAAGUCCCUGCAUCAAAAAUUUCCGAAAGCCCCCAAUUCUAAGGGUUCUAGUCCACCGGAAAGUCCCUGCAUCUAAAUUUUCCGGAACUUCUGAAGAUUUUGUCAAUGGCAAGGGCGAAGCUUAUAUUAAUUUGCCAGUGUGGUGGUGAGUUUGUGACAAAUGAUGAUGGGUCCUUGACAUAUGCUGGAGGAGAGGCACAUGCAGUAAAUGUUAAUCGUGAAACACUGUUUGUUGACCUCAAGUUAAAAUUGGCUGAGAUGUGUAACUUGGAAUAUAAAACCUUGUUCAUUAAGUACUUCCUUCCUGGAAACAGGCGAACUCUCAUAACUUUAUCAAAUGACAAAGACUUUAAGAGGAUGGUUGAUUUCCAUGGAAACUCUGUAACAGCAGAUGUUUUUGUUAUGGGAAGAGAAGGUUUUGAUCGUGAUGCCUUGAACAUAUAUGCCAACAGGGAGAGUGGUAUAAAGCCAGCUGAGACUGUAAAACGUGUUGUCCCAUGUGCUACUACAUCUCCACCUGAUGCCGUCAUCACUGCGACUCCUGCUUCUUGUGCUGCCAUUGGUACAAGUCCUCCACCUACUGAUGCUACUCCUUCAGCUACCCCUGACUCAAUGUCUUCUCCUUCCUCUGCUGAUAGUGAUGAUGACUUCAGUGCUGUUCUGCACACUCCUGCUGCUGUUGAUGCAGUUGCUCACAGCCCACUUGAAAUUGAUAUCAGUGGUACCCCUGCAGAUACUGUCAAGAAGCGAAGACGUACUGCCUCUUGGAAAAUUGGUGCCAAUGGUCCUACCAUUGUUGCCAUUGCUGAUGAUGGUGGGGAGAAAAGAUCGCGGAAGAACAGCCGAAGUCACAGUACUGUUGCAUUAGCUGAUGAGAUGGAGCAGAAAUGGGAUGUUGUAACUUCUAGAGAGGAUUUUGAUACUCCAUCUACCGUCACCAUCUCUGAUGAUGUGUCACUGGAAAAACUAGUUGCUUCAUGGAAAGAUGGCAUUACUGGUAUAGGCCAGGACUUUAAAAGUGUGUAUGAGUUUAGAGAUGCAUUGCAGAAAUAUGCUAUCGCACAUCGCUUUGUGUACAGGUUAAAGAAGAAUGACACUAACCGUGCGAGUGGCAGAUGUGUUACUGAAGGUUGUUCUUGGAGGAUUCAUGCAUCUUGGGUCCCGGCUGCAAAAUCAUUUAGGAUAAAGAAGUUGAAUACUUCACACACGUGUGGAGGAGAAUCUUGGAAGUCCGUUCAUCCAACAAAAAAUUGGUUGGUCAGUAUUAUAAAGGACAGGUUACGGGAUUCCCCACGUCACAAACCCAAGGAUAUUGCUAAUGGCAUUUUCAAAGACUUUGGAAUCGAGUUGAAUUACACACAAGUAUGGCGUGGAAUUGAAGAUGCUAGGGAGCAACUCCAGGGAUCAUAUAAAGAUGCAUAUGAUCAGUUACCUGGUUUUUGUGAGAAAAUGGUGGAGACAAAUCCUGGUAGUUUUGCCAAGCUCAUCGUCAAUGAUGAAAAAAAAUUUCAACGCCUUUUUGUAUCAUUUCAUGCCUCAAUACAUGGUUUCCAGAAUGGUUGUCGUCCCCUUGUUUUUCUUGAGGCUACAUCUCUAAAAUCGAAGUUUCAAGAGAUUUUGUUGACAGCAACCACACUGGAUGGGGAUGAUGGUUUCUUCCCUGUAGCAUUCGCUGUAGUGGAUGUUGAGAACAAUGAUAAUUGGCAUUGGUUUCUGGAGCAGUUGAAAUCUGCAGUUUCAACUUCAAUAUCAAUAACAUUCGUCUCUGACAGAGAGAAGGGAUUAAAGGAAUCUGUGCUCGAGGUAUUUGGGAAUGCUUACCAUGGUUACUCUAUGUACCACCUAUUAGAUAGCUUCAAGAAAAACUUGAAGGGUCCUUUCCAUGGAGAUGGGAAGGCGUCUUUACCUGGAUUUUUUGUGGCUGCUGCCCACGCAGUUCGACUCGACAGAUUUAAGCACUACACUGAGCAAAUAAAACGGGUUUCUUCACAAGCUCACGAUUGGGUCCUGCAAAUUGAGCGAGAGUAUUGGACAAAAUCAUCAUUUAAGGGCGAGAGCUUUAACCAUAUUACACAAAAUGUUGGGGAGUCAUACACAAAGUUGAUGGAUGAAAUGCGGGAAUUACCCAUAAUACAGAAGAUAGAAGCACUAAUUGGUAUGAUGGUGAAGUUGAUAAAUACUCGCCGAAUGGAUUCAAGUAAAUGGUCUUCAACACUCGCUCCAUCUAAAGAGGAAAAACUGCAAGAACAAAUUUCUAAAGCUUGUGAACUUAAGGUGCUAAUCUCAUCUGAUACCCUAUUUGAGGUUCGUGAUGGGUCCACUAAUGUUGUGAAUCUUGAUAAAUGGGACUGUAGUUGCCUGGGUUGGACUGCUGGGCUACCUUGCCACCAUGCUAUUGGCGUCUUCAAAUAUACAGGUAAGAAUGUAUAUGAUUAUUGUUCAAGAUACUUCACAGCCGAUAGCUUCCGCUCAACGUAUUCCAAGUCCAUAAAUCCUGUGCCUGGCAUCAGCAAACCUGCGGAGAAAGAAGUGGAGAAAGAAGCGGACAAAGAAGGGUCUUCUUCUGACACUGUUCAUGUACUUCCUCCUUGCCCGUCUCGACCACCAUCAGGCCAGCUGGUGGUGAAGAAACGGGCUACAUCACCAGGAGCAUCUAAAAAGGUAGUUUCUUGCAGUCGUUGCAAGGAAACAGGGCAUAAUAAGGCUACAUGCAAGACUUAUGGAGGACUAGCCUACGAAGCAAUUUCUUCAUGUAAUCCGCUUCUAAGACUAAUGGAGGACUAGCAUACGAAGCUAUUUCUUCGCUUGCUCAUCGGUUUGGUGAAGUGCAUGAUGUGCUUUCAAGGUAAGCUUUCAUAAGAGAAUUCAGCUGUAAGUGCUCACCGUUCCAAUAGAAGGUCUGUUUUACCUUUUAGUUCUUGUGUUUGCUUCUUGUAAGUUGUCCUUCUGUACAGUUCGUAGAAUCAUUCGGGGACUCAUGUUCUCUUUAUUCUAGCUUGGAUGUGCUUUUGCAGUUGUGGUGGCAUUAGACCAUGUAAUGUAGUUUGACAUUGUCUUGAACCUUGAACUGUUUAGUUAGAUUUGCUCAAGUUAUUUUCAAA